Molecule: messenger RNA, 1707 nt
Organism: Argiope bruennichi
Lineage: Eukaryota; Metazoa; Arthropoda; Arachnida; Araneae; Araneidae
Gene: Alg1
Product: chitobiosyldiphosphodolichol beta-mannosyltransferase-like
Exons: 13
Coding region: 266-1618 (450 amino acids)
Cellular component (GO): endoplasmic reticulum
Molecular function (GO): mannosyltransferase activity
Source: RefSeq, a predicted model, not a curated record
UGUUACAGAAGCUGAACCGAAAAAUGUUUGUGUGAACAGAGUUUAGAAAUUAGACAGAUCAGUGUAUUAAGAUGCAAUACUUUUUUAGCAAAUUUGUUUAUAUCCAAAUCUAGCAUCAAGAUAUUUAAAAUCUUAUCACGAGCAAAAAAUAAAUAAAUAAAAGACUUAUUUUUUAAGUAUUAAAAUGAAAAAUAACCAGUAAAUUGCGAAUUCUUAGAUUAAAAUACUUAUUGAUGUAUACACGCAUUUCGAAUGCAGGAUAAAAAUGUCAUCAGAAAUGGUAAAUAAAAUUAACCACAAAUGUAUCAGCGUUGUGGUUCUUGGAGAUUUUGGGAGAAGUCCGAGAAUGCAAUAUCAUACUCUAUCUCUUUCCAAAAAUAACUAUUAUGUGGAUGUUGUUGCCUAUAAAGGUGCUGAACCACUUGAAGAAAUCAUUCAAAAUGAUAAGAUUCAUAUUCAUUAUAUGAAAGACGUUCCAAAAUUUCUUACAAGUUUGCCGAAACUACUUCAGUAUGUGUUAAAAACUCUGUGGCAAAGUUUCUUUCUCUUUUGGACACUGCUAAGUAUUCAAAAAUUAGAUGGCAUUCUUCUUCAGAAUCCACCAUCUAUUCCUACAUUGCCCAUUUGUUGGUUUGUUUCUUGGAUCAGGAACUCUUUCUUAUUUAUAGAUUUUCAUAAUUAUGGUUAUACCAUUUUGGCCCUUGCUUCUGGAAAACAAAGCUUACUUGUGAGAUUCGCUGAAUGGUGUGAAAAAUACUUUAGUCGUAAAGCUCAUAAAAGUAUAUGCGUCACCAAAGCAAUGAAAGAUGAUUUGAGUGAGAAUUGGAAUGUCAGGGCAUCUGUAUUUUAUGAUUGUGCACCAGAUAUUUUCCAUCCAAUAUCUAUAGCUGAAAAACACUAUUUCUUUCUGAAAAUGAGUCAGCAUUAUGCACAAUUUAAACCAAAGAGCUCUGAAUAUGGAGAAGAAAGCACUUGUUUUACUAAGAAAGUCGGUUCUGGCUAUGAAAUGUUGCAAAGCAGGCCUGCAUUGAUUGUUAGUAGCACUAGCUGGACAGAGGAUGAAGAUUUCUCAAUUUUACUGUCAGCAUUAGAAGAUUAUGAGCAUGCUGCGAAACUUCAAAAAGACCUGCCUGAUUUACUUGUUUGUAUCACAGGGAAAGGACCUAUGAAAUCAUAUUAUGAAACGCUGAUUGAAGGAAAAAAAUUCACUCAUGUGGAAAUAUUAACAUUAUGGCUCAAGUUUGAAGAUUACUCAAUAUUUCUUGCUUGUGCUGAUUUAGGCAUUAGCUUGCACAACUCUUCAAGUGGUCUGGAUUUACCAAUGAAGGUGGUGGAUAUGUUUGGCUGCUGCUUACCUGUUGCUGCUGUAUCAUUUAGUUGCAUAGAAGAACUUGUCAAAGAUGGUGUGAAUGGUACAAUUUUCAAAGACUCACAGCAGCUGAGCAAACAAUUACAAAAAUUUUUCUCUGGUUUUCCUCAAAAGCACACAGAAUUGUCAACAUUCCAUGAAAACUUAGAAGGAACCUCAUCUUUAAGAUGGAAUGAAAACUGGAAUCAUACUGUAGCUCCUCUGCUUAGAGAACUCUAUUCACAGAAAGUUGCACUCAAAAAUUGUUAAAGACACUUUUCUGCAAUAUCUUGUUGGUCCAUGCUUUACUGGUGAAAAUCUUUGUUUUUAAUAAAGAAUUUUGUGAAAUGUUAGUGAUA